Arabidopsis lyrata subsp. lyrata is the source of this 814-nucleotide messenger RNA. RefSeq lists its product as uncharacterized. The transcript has 2 exons. The record is from RefSeq and is a predicted model, not a curated record. Bases 26 to 700 code for a protein of 224 amino acids. Lineage: Eukaryota; Viridiplantae; Streptophyta; Magnoliopsida; Brassicales; Brassicaceae.
GUUCUCUCUCUUUCUCUGUAUUACAAUGGAUUAUGGAAACGGAGAAUUAGCUCCCAACCCCACCUCUUUAUGUGCUAGGCUUACACCACAACAAAAAGACAGAGUACAGAAAAUUAUCGUCCUAUGUUGCAUCGCUAUCUUCGUCGCGGUAUUCAUCACUUAUGUCUGCUUUUAUGAAGCACAAAUCCGACGUGAAAAACGGCGUGAAGAACAACGUAUAAGAAAUUAUGCACCGGAUAUUAUAAUACCAUCUAUGGAUUUCACGGUGCUUAAUUUAACAGAGACUAGUCUUAGUGUUAAAUGGGAUUUAGUGAUCAGACUUCCUUCAGACCUUCCUGGUUACUAUAUGUGUCUCAAAGGAGAUCUUCAGACUUUCAUACUCUACAAAGGUGUUACCAUUGCUAAUUCGUCUUUAGACAGUUACAGUUUGAUACCAAAUUGGCCUCAGCUGCUUAAUACCUCCUCAUUGGUUGCUUCCGAGAGAGAUAUGGACAAUGUGGUUGUGCAUGACAUUAUGGAGGAUAUUAAGGAAAGAAGAGACAUGCGGUUCGGAUCACGAUUUCUUCUUCCGGAUUGUAGAUCUGGGAGGAAGAUGAACUAUACGUGUGAUGAAACCGCGUUACGGUUUGAGCCUGGCUCUCAAAGGAAGGCAACUGAGUUUGAAAAAGCCUCUCCUAUAUGCCACUAUAAUCACCCUUAAGUAAAUUUUCAUCAAUAUUGAUUCCUUCUUUUUUUAGUUUGCAAAUGUUGGAUCUUCUUCUUUUGCAUUUUGAUAUAUCAGACUGACAGCUUAAUUAAUAAUUCAUCUGCAACU